AUGGAAAGACGGUCAUCGACAGGGUCUUCCGGUGGGGCUGAUUCGACUAUAGCGGGAGCGGCACGGACAGCAGUCACAACUGGAGGUGACCCCACAUCCAAGGUGACUGGAGCCGACUCCGACGGUGACAAAGUAGACCGUGCAGUCACGGCGGCCUCUCCUGCUUUCACCAACGAUGACGAGUCUGAAGAACCUAAGACGACAGGCGAUGCUGCAACUGCGUCCUCCUGGGCAGAGACCUCUGCCGAGGUUGUAGAUGGUGGCGAAGGAGUUGGAAAAAAGGACCCUCAGAUGGUGAAUCGGAUCACGGUGAAGAUUCGGCUGCAAGCAAACAGGUUAGACAGUGACAAGAUAUAG
Messenger RNA from Peronospora matthiolae, 357 nucleotides. The record is from the annotation of a GenBank genome assembly. Lineage: Eukaryota; Oomycota; Peronosporomycetes; Peronosporales; Peronosporaceae.